UUCCAUAUAUUUCUUUUAUGAUCUAACUUAACUACUUGCCGUGUAGAGAAGCUACUAACUAGUUCAGACUUCAGAGCUCAGGUUAACGUUGCAGCAAUGGCAUCAUCAUCAGUCACCAUGACAGCAUCAUUCCUUGGCAGCUCAGCCCUCAGCAACCGGUCUCCGGUGGCAACCCCGAGGAGGGUGGUUGUAGCAAGUGCUGCCAAAGCAGUUGAAGGUGAAAAAAUGGUUAAGGUAAGUUAUGAGGACAAGGAAGGAAGCAACAACAAUGGAAGGAGGAACAUGAUGUUUGCUGCUGCUGCAGCUGCUGUUUGCUCUGUUGCUGGCAUGGCUGUGGCUGAUGAACCAAAACGUGGCACCCCAGAAGCCAAGAAAGCCUAUGCACCAAUCUGUGUCACCAUGCCUACAGCUAGGAUUUGUAACAAAUGAGAGUACUAUAGGAUUUUCUUUCACUUGUAUUUUGCUCUGAAAAUGAGUGAUGGGGUUCUAAUGUAAUGUAAUGCUUUGAUUUCA
Molecule: messenger RNA, 513 nt
Organism: Arachis stenosperma
Lineage: Eukaryota; Viridiplantae; Streptophyta; Magnoliopsida; Fabales; Fabaceae
Product: photosystem II 5 kDa protein, chloroplastic-like
Exons: 1
Coding region: 97-429 (110 amino acids)
Source: RefSeq, a predicted model, not a curated record